Molecule: messenger RNA, 4632 nt
Organism: Aspergillus candidus
Lineage: Eukaryota; Fungi; Ascomycota; Eurotiomycetes; Eurotiales; Aspergillaceae
Product: putative DUF814 domain protein
Exons: 5
Coding region: 1-4632 (1543 amino acids)
Biological process (GO): rescue of stalled cytosolic ribosome; ribosome-associated ubiquitin-dependent protein catabolic process
Cellular component (GO): RQC complex
Molecular function (GO): double-stranded RNA binding; ribosomal large subunit binding; tRNA binding
Source: RefSeq, a predicted model, not a curated record
AUGAAGCAAAGAUUUUCGUCUUUGGACGUCAAGGUUAUUUCUCAGGAACUCUCUGCAGAGCUUGUUAAUCUGCGAGUGUCGAAUAUAUACGAUUUAUCUUCGCGAAUCUUCCUCUUCAAACUCGCCAAACCCGACCACCGCAAACAACUCGUCAUCGACUCCGGCUUCCGCUGCCAUGUCACGCAAUACUCGCGCACAACAGCCACCGCGCCGUCGGGGUUCGUAACGCGCAUGCGCAAAUUCCUCAAAUCCCGGCGCAUCACCUCCAUCACGCAGAUCGGCACCGACCGCGUCAUCGACUUCGUCUUCAGCGACGGCAUGUACCACAUGUUUCUGGAGUUUUUCGCGGGCGGCAACGUUAUCAUCACUGACGCCGAGUAUAACAUCCUGACGCUGUUCCGGCAGGUGCCGGCUGGGGUGGGCGAGGAGGAGAUGCGCGUGGGACUGCGGUAUACGGUGACGAAUAAGCAGAAUUAUGGGGGCGUGCCGGAGAUUACGGAGGAGAGGAUUAGGGGGACGUUGGAGAGGGCGGUGGAGGUGUUUAAGAGGGAGGAUGGUGCGCCGAAGAAGUCGAAGAAGAAGAGGAAUGCGGAUGUGCUGAGGAAGGCCCUGUCGCAGGGGUUCCCGGAGUAUCCGCCGUUGUUGCUGGAUCAUGCUUUUGCGGUUAGGGGAGUCGAUCCGGCGACGCCGUUGGAGGAGGUCUUGAGGGAUGAGGGGGGUCUGCUGGGUGCAGUGAGGGGGGUGUUGGAGGAGGCGCAGGGGGAGUGGGGGAGGCUUUCGACGGGGGAGAGCCAUCCCGGGUUUAUUGUUGCGAAGGAGGAUGCGAAGGCUGCGGCCAGGGGCGAGGUUGUGGAUGGUGAUGAUAAGGCUGGUCUGCUUUAUGAGGAUUUCCAUCCGUUCCGGCCGCGUCAGUUUGAGGGGCGGCCGGGUGUCAAGGUGCUGGAGUUUCCGUCGCUGAAUGCCACUGUGGAUGAGUACUUCUCGUCGAUCGAGACUCAGAAGCUGGAGUCGCGGCUGACGGAGCGCGAAGAGGCCGCGAAGAAGAAGCUGGAUGCUGUGAGGCAGGAGCACGAGAAGCGGAUCGGCGCCCUCAAGGAUCAGCAGGAUGUCAACGUCCGCAAGGCCGGCGCCAUCGAGGACAAUGUCUACCGCGUCCAGGAGGCGAUUGACGCCGUGAAUGGCUUGAUUGCGCAGGGCAUGGACUGGAUGGAGAUUGCUCGCUUGAUUGAGAUGGAACAGGGACGGGGGAACCCCGUCGCUGCAAUCAUCAAGUUGCCGCUGAAGCUCUACGAGAACACGAUUACUCUGCUGCUGGGGGAGGCCGGCGACGAGCAGGAGGAAGCAGAGCAGCUGUUUUCGGAGUCCGAGUCUGAAUCGGAAGACGAAGGUGAAAGUGUUCAGGCUGCGCAGAGAGCGUCCACCGCGUUGACUAUCGACGUCGACCUUGGCCUCUCGCCGUGGGCGAACGCUACCCAAUAUUACGAUCAGAAGAGGAACGCGGCUGUCAAAGAGCAGAGGACCGCCCAGUCAUCGUCGAAGGCGCUGAAAAGCCACGAGAAGAAGGUCAAGGACGACCUGAAGCGGAAUCUGAAGCAGGAAAAGCAGGUGCUUCGACAAGCCCGGAACCCGUUCUGGUUUGAGAAGUUUCUCUUCUUCAUCUCUUCUGAAGGAUAUCUCGUCCUGGGUGGCCACGACGGCAUGCAGAGCGAGAUGCUCUACCGCCGCCACCUCCAAAAAGGCGAUAUCUUCGUCAACGCCGAUCUGGCCGGUGUUACACCCAUGAUCGUAAAAAACAGAGCCGGCCCCGGUGUCCCCAUCCCCCCCAGCACCCUGUCGCAGGCCGGUAACCUCUGCGUUGCAACGUCCAGCGCAUGGGACUCCAAGGCCAUAAUGCCCGCGUGGUGGGUCCAUGCGCACCAGGUCACGAAAACGGCCACGUCGGGCGGCGGUCUGCUACCUGUCGGUCAAUUCGAGGCUAAGGGCGAGAAGAACUUCCUGGCUCCUUCGCAGCUUGUGUUGGGUUUUGCUGUCAUGUUCCAGAUCAGCAAGGAGAGUCUCCGCAAUCAUAAAGUGCAGAUGUUUGAGGACACCGCGGCAACAGAGGUGCCCACGGAGCAAGGAGUCACUGGAACAGCCGAUGGGAAUCAAACAGUAGAAGAGAAGAAGGUUGCGGAUCAAGUCGACACAGCUGAAACUUCUGUACCAUCCGAGGAACCCGAGGCUCGGAACUCAGAGUCUGACGAAGAAAAAGAUCCGGAUACCGUCCCUGCCAGCAACCCGUUACAGCGUGGGGUUUCCGAGCUCACCCUUGCAGAUAAACCUGCGGAAGAGGAAGCCAAGGUCGAGUCAGAAGAUGAAGAUGGGGAAGAGGAUGAGAAGGCUGCCGCAGACGAGGCGGAGAGUGUCACCUCCCAACCCCAAGACAAACGGGAGCUGUCAGCCCGAGAACGUCGCAUGCUCCGACAAGGCAAGCCCAUCGACUCCGAUCCCAACCAAAAGGGAACCCCAAGCCCAGCAUCAAAACAACCCCCCGCCCCAACCCGCGGCAGAAAAGCCAAGGCCAAGAAAGCGGCCGCCAAAUACGCAGACCAAGACGACGAAGAGCGUGAACUCGCCCUCCGCUUACUCGGCGCCAACAAAGCCAAAGCCGAAAAGGCGGCCGCAGCAGCCGAGGCCAAGGCCAAGCGAGAGAAAGAAGCCGAAGCGCAGAAGCAGCGUCGCAAGGCGCAACACGAGCGCGCUGCGCAGGCGGAGCAAAAACGACAGGCUCUCUUCGAGGAGGGAGGCGGCGAUGACUACGAUGAGGAGACUGCUGCUGCCGAGAGGGCGGAUCUCUCGUGGAUUCCUGCGCUCGUGGGAACGCCUCACCCCGAGGACGAGAUCCUCGCUGCUAUCCCUGUCUGUGCGCCGUGGGCUGCGCUGGGCCGGUACAAGUACCGGGUGAAGCUGCAGCCUGGGGCUGUGAAGAAGGGUAAGGCGGUUAAGGAGUGCGUCGGGCGGUGGGUGUCAGAGAUGACGGUUGGAAAGGUCAAGAAGGAGCAUGCUGAAGAUGCUGGGAUUAGUCGGGCUGAUGCAGAGAAGAUCCGGGCUAGAGAAGGGGAGCUGGUUAAGGGGUGGAAGGAUACGGAGAUCAUCAACACUGUCCCUGUGGGUAAGGUGCGCAUCAUGACUGCGUCCGGCGGGGGCGGCGGAGAUAGCAAAGCGAAGGGGAAGAGUGGCGGUGGUGGGAAGCAGGGAGGAAAGGGUGGGAAGAAGAAUGUCGGCGGUGUUCCGCGCUGCUUGACCCGGUCUUUUACCUCCGCCGCCGCCACCGUCCCCGUCGCAAUGUCUUCCUACCUAACGACUCGCGUCGCGCCAGUCGUGCGAUUAAACGAGGAAGGCCCUGGUAGUCGAACUCUCACAGAAUGGUGGGCUAGUGAACGCAGCAAGCAAACACCAGAGGCCACCGCCAUCCAAGAAGCUGCCCGACUCCUCCAAACGAGCGACAUCCCCGUCGCGUUUCCCACCGAGACAGUCUACGGACUAGGCGCCGAUGCAACCCGGAGCGAGGCUGUGCGAGGCAUCUACAAGGCGAAGCAGAGGCCAUCCGACAAUCCCCUGAUCGUACACGUCGAUUCGUUGGGGAUGCUCGACCGACUCCUAAACCCCGACCUGGUGAGCCCGACGCGCGAGACCAAGACCCCGCGGAACACCAUCCCCCCCAUCUACCAACCCCUGAUCGAACGCUUCUGGCCCGGCCCUCUCACAAUCCUCCUCUCGAACCCCUCCGGCUCCCUUCUCGCCAAAGAAGUCACCUCCACGCUGACCACCUUCGGCGUGCGCAUGCCCGCCUCCCCGCUUGCUCGUCUAUUGAUCCACGUUACGGACCGGCCGCUGGCGGCCCCGUCGGCCAAUGCAUCUACCAAACCCUCCCCCACCACCGCCGAUCAUGUAUACCACGACCUGCAGGGCCGCAUCGAGCUCAUCCUCGACGGCGGCCCCUGCGGCGUCGGCGUCGAGAGCACCGUCGUCGACGGCACCUGCAACCCCCCCGUCAUCCUCCGGCCCGGCGGGAUCGGCAUCGAGGAGCUCCGCGCGUGUCCCGGCUGGGAGAAAGUGGGGAUCGCGUACAACGACGGCACGUCAGAGGUCAAGGAGGUGCCUCGCGCCCCCGGCAUGAAAUACCGGCACUACUCGCCGCGGGCGCGCGUCGUCCUCUUCGAGCCUGAGAGUAAUGCCCAGGCUAUCUCGAAGCGCAUCCUCCAUGAUAUGGAAGAUAGCGCCGUGGGGGUGCGCAAGGUGGGCAUCGUGCGCACGCAGCACUGGAAACGAGGCCUGGGCCUGCUGUCCGAGGCGGAACUGACGAAGUCGUUGAAGACUUUGCCGUCGCCGGUGCUGGAUCUGGUGGGGUUCUCGGUGCCUGUCGACGACGACAAGACCAAAGACGCGGCUACGUCUAAGGAGAUGUUCGAUUGUCAUCUAGGGGAUGAUAUUGAGUCCGUUGCGCGCAGACUGUUUUUCGCUCUGCGGGCUAUGGAUGAGUUAGGGGUUGAUAUCAUCUACGUUGAGGGCAUGUCGGAUAGGGAUGGUGAUCUUUCCGCUGCUGUUAUGAAUCGGCUCCGCAAGGCAGCUGAGGCGGAGAUCAAGGUUUAA